AUUCGCAUCAGUCGCUUCUAAGUCGCGAAUAAGUAAAUUCGUUAUAAUCGAAAAAUGUGGCAGCUCUAAAAACUGCAUAAGGAAAGUUGGUUUUGUUAUUAUUUUACCAAAAUGGCAAAGUUUAUUCUACUUUCACUCGCUUGCCUUGCUAUAAGUACAUCUUAUUGCCUCGACUCUUGCAGCGAAACUGAAGAAUCACUGCGAAAGAAUUUAAAAGAUUUGAUAGAAGGUAAAUUGAUCUUUUCCGAUGACCAGAUAUCGCAUUACAAAGGUGCACUUUCGGACAUAACACCUGAAAACGAAAGCGAGUAUGACUUCAUUGUCAUUGGAGCCGGGAGUGCAGGUGCCACCAUUGCAUCGCGUCUUAGUGAAGUUGAAAAAGCUACGGUGCUCUUGAUCGAAGCUGGCAUUGAGGAAUAUCCUAUUAUGGAUAUCCCCGCGAUGCCGAUACCCUUGCAGUUCAGUGAUCAAAUCAAUUGGCAGUACGAGACGGAAAGUUCAGAUAGAUAUUGUCUUGGAAUGACGGAUCACAAGUGCAAAUGGCCUCGUGGAAAAGUGAUGGGAGGUAGCAGCGUUUUAAAUUUCAUGACGGCUACCAGAGGUAACCGAAAGGAUUACGAUAGAUGGGCCAAUUCAACGGCGGAUCAAUCUUGGUCAUACAAGGAAAUGCUGCAGUAUCUAAAGAAAUUGGAACAUUUUGAUGCAGAAGGCGCUGGUAUCGAUGAAAGCUUCCACAAUAGAAAUGGACCACUGCACAUCUCUACCUCGCUGUACUAUUCGAAUUUGGCGGAAGCUUUUAUCGACGGUCACAAAGAGUUGGGUAUUCCUCUUACCGAUUACAAUGGUCGAGAACAGGUGGGCGUAGCUUACAGUCAGAUAAACUUGAAGAACAGAGAAAGGUGGAGCGUAAACAGAGGCUACCUUUAUCCAGCAAAAGGGAGAAAAAAUUUGUUUCUAACAAGAAACAGUCACGUUAGUAAAAUUUUAAUAGACGAUGAUACAAAGUCAGCUUACGGUGUGCAGUUUACCAAAAACAAUAAGAUUGUCGAAGUGAGAUCGAAGAAAGAAGUUAUUCUGAGUGCAGGAGCGAUUGGAUCGCCGCAAAUUCUCAUGCUUUCUGGAAUCGGACCAGCAAAACAUCUACACGAUUUGGAUAUUCACGUCAUCAAAGACUCUCCGGUUGGUGAAAAUUUAAUGGACCACAUUGCCUAUGGUGGUUUAGUUUUCAAGGUUAACGAUUCAGAAACUUACACAAGAUCAGAUAUAUUUGAUUCUGAAAAUCCCGUCAUAAGAGAUUAUUUAAACGAGAGAAAAGGACCUCUGACUUUGGCACCGGCCGAAGUUCUUUCGUACCUCAGUGUUGACAGUGAAAGUCUUCUAAGCGAUUAUCCAGAUAUAGAACUAAUAUUUGGUUCUUCAUCGGGUAUUCUAGAUGCUCGGUUCUCUAAAGCUCUUGGUAUAUCCGAUAAAUAUCAAAGUCAAUUCCUCGCGCAUGAAUUCAAUCAAAGCACUUACAUGAUGUGGCCUAUCAUCCUAAGGCCAAAGAGUCGCGGACAGCUACUGCUGAGAAGCAAAAAUCCAAAUGAUAAGCCUAAACUGUACGCGAAUUAUUUGGAUGACCCAAAAGACGUAAGAGUGCUUAUUAAGGGGAUUCGCGCAGCUAUCCAAAUAAGCAAAACUAAAGCAUUCCAGAAGUACGGUUCGGAAUUGUUUGACAUACCUUUGCCAUGCAAUGAUUUCGAUUUUGAUUCGGAUGCCUAUUGGGAAUGCGCGCUCAGGACUUAUUCCAUUACGAUUUACCAUUACACUGGUACGUGCAAAAUGGGAAAAAGGAACGAUCCAACUGCAGUUGUGGAUUCCGAUCUCCGGGUUAUCGGAAUCAAAGGUUUGAGAGUAGCUGAUGGAUCAAUUAUGCCCGAAAUUGUGAGCGCCCACACGCACAUCCCGAUUGUGGCGAUUGGUGAAAAAAUUUCCGAUCAGAUUAAGAAGGACUGGAACUUUUCGCUGUAACGAUUAGUUGUAGCUAACGAAUAAAGUCGACAAUAACAACCAUGAAAA
Molecule: messenger RNA, 2058 nt
Organism: Nasonia vitripennis (jewel wasp)
Lineage: Eukaryota; Metazoa; Arthropoda; Insecta; Hymenoptera; Pteromalidae
Product: glucose dehydrogenase [FAD, quinone]
Exons: 2
Coding region: 112-2010 (632 amino acids)
Molecular function (GO): flavin adenine dinucleotide binding; oxidoreductase activity, acting on CH-OH group of donors
Source: RefSeq, a predicted model, not a curated record